CAACUGUAAAUCAAUGGAUGUUAAACCAACACAAACACGGCAGAAGGAGAGAGAAAAACACCAUUUUCAAUUUCAAAUUAUCUGUGGUCUUUCCGCUUGAAAAUUUAGAUCUUUUACAACCCUAGAUUUUGAUCUCUCGAAGUUGUCAGAUUUCUAAAUUACUUUCAAUUCAUCUGAAGAAAGGGGAAAAGUUCCAUUAUCUCUUCAACUGAGUGUCAUUAUCUGAAAGUAUCAAUUUUGGUUUUUUUGAGCAAAGAUUUUCAUUCUUAAAUGAUCAUUUUCGGAUCUUUGAUGGUGCGGUAGUUUGCAUUUUAUCGAAUCGAAAAUCAAGUAAGGGAGUAGGAGAAAGAGCAAAGACGCGUUGACAUUUUUCGGAAAUUGACAAUGUCGUCGUUAUCGGCGAUUAGCGAAGAACUCGGCGAGAUUGAUGGACAAAUCAAUGAUAUUUUUCGUGCAUUAUCAAAUGGGUUUCAGAAGUUGGAGAAAAUCAAGGAUUCAACUAGACAAAGCAGGCAACUUGAAGAGCUCACUGAUAAGAUGCGGGAAUGUAAGAGGCUUAUUAAAGAAUUUGAUCGAGAGGUGAAGAAAUUGGAAGGCAGGAAUGAUCCAGACACAAACAAGACGAUGAAUGAGAGAAAGCAAUCAAUGAUCAAAGAGUUGAAUUCAUAUGUUGCUUUGAAAAAGCAAUAUGCAACCAAUCUGGAAACUAAACGAGUUGAUCUAUUUGAAGGGAGUAGUGAAAAAGUUGGCGAAGAUAAUGUUUUAUUAGCAUCGGCCAUGACAAAUGAACAGCUGGUUGAUCGUGGAAACAGAAUGAUGGAUGAAACUGAUGAAGCCAUUGACAGAGGGAAGAAGAUUGUUCAUGAGACAAUUGGAGUUGGACAAGAAACUGCAGCAGCUCUUAAAGCCCAGACUGAACAAAUGAGUAGGAUUGUUAACGAAUUGGACUCCAUAAAUUUCUCUAUAAAAAAGGCUUCCAAGCUAGUCAAGGAAAUCGGUCGACAGGUUGCUACAGAUAAAUGCAUCAUGGCCCUUCUUUUCCUUAUAGUUAUUGGAGUCAUAGCCAUCAUUAUUGUGAAGAUUUUAAACCCACACAAUAAAGACAUCCGAGACAUCCCUGGAUUGGCGCCUCCAGCUCAAUCACGAAGAUUGCUUUCAUAUCCUUAACUGAAGCUUCUCACAACCAAUAUGAUGCUGCAUUGCUCUCAAACUCCUUUCCAGGUUUCUUAAUUUUGGUCUCUUAUUUACGUGAACGUGUGUUAAUGCUGAUGACUUUCGACUGCAUUGAAGUUUUUGGUGCUGGAGUCCUACGUCAAGUUAAUAUUCAAACUGGUUGAAAAGUCUGGCUUUCUGUACGAUAUUCCAUUAUAACCAUUCAUAGAACUUGCCAAGAAUAUAUCCCAUCCAUCAUACCAAUACAAAACCAGCGACUAGCACUCCAGCAGUGUCCUUUUUUUGGAAGGAUUCAACAGAGAGAUGCUGUCAUAUUCAUUUGGUAUUUCCGUGUUACAGCAAUUAUUCUUUAAUGUCAUUUUCCCGUGACAAAUUCCGCAUAUUCACAUAAUCACAUGUGAUAUCAAGUUUUGUAAAUCAAUGCUUGAAUGAUAUCUUUUUCUUUUUCCACUUGUACUUUUGAAAUUUGUACUCCCCUUGCUUGUACUCCCCUUGCCCUAUCAAAUUUGUCUCUAAAAUUUUCCCCUUUUUGCUUUUGGCCUUGACUCUUACAGUCUUACUCUUUUCUAUUUCUUCUACUGUUCCUGCUUCAUCUGCUUUUUUUGGUUUUCCCUUCAAGAAUGGGGCAGAUUUGGUACGCACAGGGAAUACUUUUGUUCGGAGUUUGGACCUUUUGUACCUUUGAGAAAUAGGCAAUUAUUAGUAUAUUUAAUUAGUUAUUUUAUCUUUGACGUUUUUAAUUUAUCCUUUUGUAGGUGCAAGCUAUGUAAUGAAAUAUUGCUGUAUAAUAUAUGGGUUCUUUAUAGACUGAUUAUUAUGUUUAUCCCGAACCCAUGGAUUCUUUGGAAAUCAAGAAGAAAUAAGUGAAAUUCUUUCUCUAAGUAAGACUAAAAAGAAUAUAGUAAUAUUGAUUUCUCAAGUAUUGUUCACAUAGGAUUUGUGUAACAUUUUUUUCAUUUGUGUUAAAAAUUUAUUAUUAGGGGUUUACAAUUAGUCAAUUACAUUUUUAGAAAAGCUAAUUUUUUUUCAUCAUAAAAUGUCAACAUGUUUUAGAAAUAGAAAUUUGCUAACAAUGUGAAACAGUCGAAACCAGCGUAAAUAAUAUAAUAAUAUUGUCUACAAAGCACAGCGAAAGACUUAUAGAAGUCUGGGCUGAAUUCGACAUGUGGCUCGAUAGCCACAGCAACCAAUAUCAGAGCAUUUAAAAACUUUAUAUAACUGUAAUACAAUUACUUACAACCCAAUUAUAA
This is a messenger RNA of Amaranthus tricolor (Joseph's coat), 2423 nucleotides long. RefSeq names its product novel plant SNARE 11-like. Gene Ontology annotation, molecular function: SNARE binding; SNAP receptor activity. The record is from RefSeq and is a predicted model, not a curated record. Gene Ontology annotation, biological process: vesicle fusion; retrograde vesicle-mediated transport, Golgi to endoplasmic reticulum. The transcript has 10 exons. Gene Ontology annotation, cellular component: SNARE complex; endoplasmic reticulum membrane; late endosome membrane. Bases 385 to 1167 code for a protein of 260 amino acids. Lineage: Eukaryota; Viridiplantae; Streptophyta; Magnoliopsida; Caryophyllales; Amaranthaceae.